Messenger RNA from Triticum turgidum subsp. durum (durum wheat), 615 nucleotides. The record is from the annotation of a GenBank genome assembly. NCBI's taxonomy places the organism in Eukaryota, Viridiplantae, Streptophyta, Magnoliopsida, Poales, Poaceae.
AUGGCUGCCGGCAGCGCCACCUCGGGCUCCUGCGCGCUCCUCGUCUCCAUCCUUUCCGCCGCGCUCCUCUUCGGCGUAGGGGAGGCCGGGGCUGUGCGCAAGGCGGUCGACCCGGAGUGGCAUCAGGCCACCGCGACCUGGUACGGCAGCGCCGAGGGCGACGGCAGCGAUGGCGGCGCGUGCGGGUACGGGACGCUGGUGGACGUGGUGCCGAUGAAGGCCCGCGUGGGCGCGGUGAGCCCGGUGCUGUUCAAGUCCGGCGAGGGCUGCGGCGCCUGCUACAAGGUGAGGACGCCGUGCAAGUACCGGGGGAAGAACAUCGCCUUCCGCGUGGUCGAGGGCUCCACGACCUUCUGGCUCUCGCUUCUGGUGGAGUUCGAGGACGGCGACGGUGACAUUGGAUCCAUGCAGCUCAAGCAGGCAAACUCGGCACAAUGGCAGGACAUGAAGCACAUAUGGGGUGCCACCUGGAGCCUCACGCCGGGCCCAUUGGUGGGACCGUUCUCUGUUAGGCUGACGACCCUAACUACAAAGAAGACCCUCUCGGCCCAAGACGUCAUCCCUAGGAACUGGACUCCCAAAGCAACAUACACAUCUCGUCUCAACUUCGCAUAG